CUCUUUCCCGUCGACAAUGCAGAGCUUCAGAAAGCCCCUGGGCUCCGCCCUGCGCCUGGCCUCGCGCCCCUACAGCAGCGCCUCGUCCCCCUACCUGACCACAAACACAAACCUCCGCAUCAACGACCAGACCAAGGUCCUCUUCCAGGGUUUCACCGGCAAGCAGGGAACUUUCCACGCCCAGCAGGCCAUCGAGUACGGCACCAACGUUGUUGGUGGUACCAACCCCAAGAAGGCCGGAGAGACACACUUGGGCAAGCCCGUCUUCGCGACCGUCGCCGACGCCGUCAAGGAGACUGGCGCUACCGCCUCGGCCAUCUUCGUCCCUCCCCCCGUUGCCGCAAAGGGUAUCGAGGAGGCCAUCGAGGCCGAGAUUCCUCUCGUUGUCUGUAUCACCGAGGGUAUCCCCCAGCACGACAUGGUCCGCAUCACCGACAUCCUCAAGACCCAGGGCAAGACCAGACUUGUUGGCCCCAACUGCCCUGGUAUCAUCGCUCCGGGACAAUGCAAGAUCGGUAUUAUGCCUGGCUUCAUCCACAAGCGUGGUCGCAUCGGUAUCGUCUCCCGUUCCGGUACUCUCACCUACGAGGCCGUCAACCAGACCACCCAGACCGGUCUUGGUCAGUCGCUCGUCGUUGGUAUUGGUGGUGACCCCUUCUCUGGUACCAACUUCAUCGACUGCCUCAAGGUCUUCCUCGAGGACAGCGAGACUGACGGUAUCAUCAUGAUUGGCGAGAUCGGUGGUUCCGCCGAGGAGGACGCCGCCGACUUCCUGAAGGAGUACAACACUGCCAACAAGCCCGUUGUCUCCUUCAUCGCCGGUAUCUCUGCUCCUCCUGGCAGACGUAUGGGUCACGCUGGUGCCAUCGUCAGCGGUGGUAAGGGUGGUGCCGACUCCAAGAUUUCCGCUCUCGAGGCUGCUGGUGUCAUUGUCGAGCGCAGCCCUGCCUCGCUUGGUAAGACCAUGCACGCAGAGUUCAUCAAGCGCGAUUUGAUGUAAAUCCGAGCACCCACUCUGUAAUACCCACUUGAUGUUUUAGUAGGCCACAGGGGGCUAUGGUCCAAGGUUUUUGAGGGAAAGAGAGAGAGAGAGAAAGAAGACCCAUUGUGUAUAAGCCGGCGCAACUCCAGUACCCCCUCUUAGAAACCGUUUUGUUCUAGUUUUCUUAUUUUCUUCCGAUUUCAUUGUCAUGCGCGCAUGGGUUUCGGCAAGCUCUUUCUCUAUUGGGGUGGUUCUUCUUGUUGUUUCGAGAUCAAAUCUACUUGCGACAGUUUCGGAUUCGGCUGACUUGCCUUUGGCAUUGUUGAAUAUCUAUACGUGAAGAUGGUUCAUCUAUAUCUAAACUGUCGUGAAAUGCUGAGAACUUGGUCACCACUGAUAAGCCUCACAGAGCAAGCCCAGUGUUCCACCAUCGGUCUCCCUUGUGCCACCAUAAAAUACCUCCCCACCAGCACCAGAAUCCAUCGCCA
This is a messenger RNA of Aureobasidium pullulans EXF-150, 1470 nucleotides long. RefSeq names its product alpha subunit of succinyl-CoA ligase. NCBI's taxonomy places the organism in Eukaryota, Fungi, Ascomycota, Dothideomycetes, Dothideales, Saccotheciaceae. Gene Ontology annotation, molecular function: succinate-CoA ligase (ADP-forming) activity; succinate-CoA ligase (GDP-forming) activity. Gene Ontology annotation, cellular component: mitochondrion; succinate-CoA ligase complex (ADP-forming). The transcript has 3 exons. The record is from RefSeq and is a predicted model, not a curated record. The coding region runs from base 17 to 1000 and encodes 327 amino acids. Gene Ontology annotation, biological process: tricarboxylic acid cycle.